UGUGACUCCGCCCACACAUUCCUGUGUGUCUGGGCUGUGAGGAGGAGGAGGAGGAAAGAAAAGGGAAGAGUAGCUGUAGAAAGCUGCCUGUGGACGCUGGACCAGAGAAGAGAUGACAAACAACAACAACAACAACAACAAUAUUCACCUUCCAUCUGCCUGCUGCAGCUCUCUGACAUAACAUACAUUAAUCCCUCACAGUCUGAACCAACCGGAUCUUCCUCUGUUUGUUUCUCUUCUUCUUCUGCAACUUGUUGGGAACUUUUUGUUUUCUUUGCCGCAGUUGGAUGUUUGGAGUUUCCAGUCUGACUGCAUUACAACUCGCAGCCGCAUAAAGAAGAGCAAGAGGAGUGUGUGAAAGUGUGUGCGUGUGUGUGUGUGUGUGUGUGGAGGACAUCAUGGAGAUCCUGGACAGUAGUGAACCGUUUCUACACUGGGACCGGAACCUGAGCGAGCUGUCUGAGGCUGGGGAGAUCGACUGUGUGCUCUACACCAAUCACUUCUCCGAGCUCCUCGACGACCUGUCCCAGGAUGCUUUGCUGGGCCAGCUGCUCAGCGACCCCUUCCUGUCUGGGGUGAGAGGCGGAGUGGAAGCCAUGGAGGGCGAGGACGGGGGCGACCUGUCCCCGUCGUCCCCUCUGCCCCCGCACAUCACGGCCGAGCACAGCUACUCGCUCUGCGGGGACAGCCGGCCACAGUCGCCCCUGUCACACCUGACAGGAGAGCAGGGCAGCGACGCAGCAGAGUCUGACGGAGAUUCAGCCGACUGGCCCAUGGAGCAGGACGACGCCAUCGACAGCCUCCUGUGCGAGACUCCUUCCCUCCUCCCCACCCUCUCCCUCACUCUGGCCCCCAGCGAGGGGCCCCAGGUGCCUGAGAGCCCCGUUGUGGUUCCCCCUGCUGCUGCGGCUGUCACCGCCCCGGCUCAGACCACAGUCAGCAGCCACAACCAGGGCAAAGGCCUCAAGAUUAAAGAGGAGAACAUCAUCCCGCAGAUCAAACUGGAGCCUCAUGAGGUCGACCAGUUUCUCAAUCUUUCACCCAAAGGUCUGGAGUCACUUCAGAUGCCUCCCACUCCUCCCAGUUCCCACGGCAGCGACUCCGAGGGCAGCCAGAGCCCCGUCCACGCCCCGCCAGGCCUCUCCUGCCCCACCUCCCCCACCAGCCCUCCUCCAUCACAGGCCAGCCUGAAGGUGUCGCCUCGUGCUGCUUCCUCCCUGUCCAACUCCCCUCUGCUCACCGCUGCUCAUAAGCUGCAGGGGUCGGGCCCGUUGAUGCUGACCGAGGAGGAGCGCCGUACGCUGGUGGCCGAAGGUUACCCAGUCCCCACCAAACUGCCGCUCACCAAAGCUGAGGAGAAGGCGCUGAAGAAGAUCCGCAGGAAGAUCAAGAAUAAGAUUUCAGCUCAGGAGAGUCGCAGGAAGAAGAAAGAGUACAUGGACGCUCUGGAGAAGAAGGUGGAGACGUGCUCCAACGAAAACAACGAGCUGCGCCGGAAAGUGGAAACUCUGGAGUGCACAAACAAGUCCCUGUUACAGCAGCUGCAGUCUCUGCAGGCGGUGGUGGCCGGCAAAGUCCCCAAGUCCUGCAGGAUGGCAGGAACCCAGACGUCAUCAUGCCUAAUGGUGGUCGUGUUGUGUUUUGCUCUGUUUCUGGGGAGCUUCUACCCCAGCAGUUUGACGCCAUGCUCCACCAUCACUGAAACUGGCCUCACUUCCAAACAGCUGGCUGUCAAAGAGUCCUACACAACCACAGUGAGGUCAAGAAGUCUGUUAUCGACCUUUGAGGACGAGCAGCCACACCUCCUCGGCUUGGGCGGGGAAUACCCCGACCAAUGGGAGGACACGCCCGCCGUUGUCAUGGCAGCGUGGCGGCGCUCAGAGCAACAGAAGGCGGCGGAGGAAACAGAAAACAUGGUGGAAACACACCCACCUUUCAGGCGUAAAAGCAACGAUACGCAGACAUCAAACAACCUGCUGCUGGAUCUGCACAGGUCUCUGGAGCAGAGGACGAAUGAGAGCAGCAGUAAAGUGAUAGCGCUGGAGCGAACGGUCAACGAGACCUCCUGAGGUUCAUGACAACACCCCCCACCCCUCCAUCUCCCCCUCCCACCUCCACCCUCCACCUUUGACCUCCCCCCUGUAGAGCAUGGUUCAGUGUCCUGGAGCAAACCUCAUACAGUAGUUCCCACUGCUGAUUGUUCCAUCUCUGCUUCAUCAGAUACACUGUAGUAGUAAUAAUUAAUAAUAAUAAUAAUAAUAUUAAUAAUGAUAUUAAUAACAAAGAGGCACUGGUUGCUUUAAUUUCUGAAGUAAAGUUGCACUGAAUAAUUUUUACCUGAGUCAACUUAUCAGUAAUAUCUGUUGUCCUAAUCAACCCGGCUUGAAUCACGUUGAGAUCAAUUCAAAUAGAUGUAGUGAAUAAUGCAGUGUGGCAUUUAUUCCAGUAGAACGUAUAUGAAAAUAUGACAUGUGAGGCUCUUUACAGGACACUGACGCAGAACCUUUGUAUUUAUAGAAACCUUUUUUUGUUUGUUUUUCAUAAAGUUAUUGCUCUUUUUAGUUCUUUAAUAUUAAAUGUUUUUAUUCCAUUCCAUCGAGGCAUACAUCCCGUUUUGAUACUUGUUUGUGUUCAUAUUCUGUUUUGUGUUUUUUUUUUUUUUAUUUUGUUGUACUCUUUUAUAUAUUGUUAUAUAUUUUCUUCAGCUGACUUAGCAUUUCAAACAUGGAGGGCUUAGUUCGGGGUUCCUGCGCUAAUUUGGAAAUAGUUUAAAAGUUUUCAUUCCUUCAUGUUAAAAAGUUAAACAUUUGGGAUGUACAUAUAAUGAAUACCGACUUUACUUUUGGUCAAAAGCAUUUUAAGGGGCUAAAUUCUGUCAGGUUGUUGUGUACAGUCCAGCACCUUAAAUUGAAUAUAUGCAUCCCAUAAGGUUGUUUUUCCUGUAAGGCGUAGUUAGUCAUUAUAGGAAAUAUGCUGAUUUGCCUUUUUGGCUGAGAGUAAGAUAAGAUCGACACCACGCUUAAAUUUGUACAAUAAAUAUGAAGCUACAGCCACAAACCAGUUAUCUUAGCUUAGCAUAAUGACUGGAAACACAGGGAAACAGCUACAGUAGCAUGGCUCUGUUCAAGUAUAAAAAACACCACGUACACGAACCUUGUUUUCAAGGUGCUGGUAGACAGAUUUUGUUACCUCAAGGCUGACUUAUAGUUGUGUAGGCUCUACCCAGAGUCUACGCCGUAGCCUUUGCCAUCGUGACCAUUUACAGUUGUGCGCUGAUCUGUCUGUAAUGUUUGAUUCAACUACCACAUGUAAAACGCACAUAAAACGUGGUGAAAUAGUGACGAUAUUAAACAACAGUUGAAAACUCUGCUACAUUAUACCUCAAAAGGUUCACAGAUGAAACACUUGUCUUUUGCUAGACAUGUUUUCCCCACAUAUUCAACAUGCUAACGUUAUUAGCAUAAGCCUGUGACAUUUCCAGUUGCAUACUUUAGCCUAGCAGCUAGUAGUCAUUUCCACUUCUCAAAUGAAGCAGGGUAAAACAGCAACAUUUAACAAAGGUAAAUUCAGAUCCAAUAUAACUCACAAGGUUUAACGACAAAACAGUUGUCUUAUACUUGACACGUUUUCAUCACAUAUGCAACAUGCUAACAUUAUUAGCGUAAGCCUGUGACAUUUGCUGUUGCAUAUAUUAGCCUAGCAGCUAGCGGUCUUUUUCUCUACUCAAUUGAAGCCGUGAACAAAAGCAACAUUUAAUGAAGGUAACGUUAAAACAAGAUCCAUCUGAUCAUUAUAACUCACAAGGUUCAACAACAGAACAGUUGUCUUAUACUUGACAUUUUUCCCCCACAUAUACAACAUGCUAGCAGCUUAGCCUAGCAGGUAGCAGACGUUCUCUACUCAUAUGGAUAUGGGGCUGGGAUCAAUGACACAUAAGACUUAAAACAAUAUUUUUUUUAAUCUUUAUCUGUAAAAUAAAUGUUAAAAAAAAACUUAAUUUGCCUAUGCUGUCGGUACAGCUUAGCAGAAGUGUAAACCUCACUUUAGACAGAGCCAUGCUAGCUGUUUCCCUGUUUCCAGUGUGCUGAGCUAAGCUAACUCACUUCAUAAUUACCAUACAAACACGAGAGUGGUAUCGGUAACUAUUCCUUUAAGAGAAGUGUGAUGGAACCACAGUAUGAACUUUAUGCACUAACUUCAUUUGGCCUUUAAUUUUGCGAUGCUUUUGCCUUAAACACUCUUACUGUCAGCUCCCAGAGUCUUUAUCUGCUCUGAUCUCUCAGCAUUUGCCAAAAACCUUAUUCCCAUUAAUGGAAAAAAAAAUCUAUUUUUGUAAAUAUGAGUUGUUAAUAAAUAAGGAAGUCUAAAUGUGUCUGGGAUCUGUAGUUUAUAAACCAAUCCAUAAUUCAUUCAGUCUAUUUUGGAUGUGAUGUUGAUAAAUUAUGAAUGAGAGACGCUUUACGGUUUGCCCUGACAUUCUUUUGGGUUUAGUUUAAUUACAGAUGAUGGUUUAAAGUCUUAAUUGUCCUUUUCAAAGUGUAUUACAGAUGUUUUUCUGAGCUUUAUUGAAACAUGGUCUUUCAUGUGUGUUACAGUUUACUCUCUGUACAUCUAGCUGUUGUUAAAACUCGCUAUCAUCUUUUUAACAAUUGAACUAAAUUACACCCAGAAACAUAAGACAUUGUAUUUUCACCAGAGGAAUGAAUGAACAGAAGUAGAUCCCAGUCCUGUUUAAAGACAAGACAACAGUAUUUGUAUAUCUAGGUAUCAUGUUAAGCUUUGUAGUCAAAUCAGUGGCUAGAUCAUCAAAGAUAUUUUGUUAAAUCUGUAUGUUUUAGGCCAAAACAACAUUCCUCACUGCCGAGGGCAUUAGGAAACACAAGAUACUGAGUUUGUUUUGAUUUUUUAAAAGUGGAAAAUUCUCCUCUAGUUUAGACUGUAACCAGCAGUCAGUCUAAACUAGAUUUAAGUUUCAUGUUGCUCCUGUGUAAAGCCACUUGUGUCUUUUUUCUUUAAAUGUAUAUAGUAUUUUCCUUAGUAAAAGCGUAUUUUGCAAAGCA
This is a messenger RNA of Epinephelus fuscoguttatus (brown-marbled grouper), 5060 nucleotides long. RefSeq names its product cAMP responsive element binding protein 3-like 2 (gene creb3l2). Bases 399 to 2069 code for a protein of 556 amino acids. The record is from RefSeq and is a predicted model, not a curated record. Gene Ontology annotation, molecular function: DNA-binding transcription factor activity, RNA polymerase II-specific; cAMP response element binding. Gene Ontology annotation, biological process: regulation of transcription by RNA polymerase II. The transcript is spliced from 12 exons. Lineage: Eukaryota; Metazoa; Chordata; Actinopteri; Perciformes; Serranidae.